Acanthoscelides obtectus is the source of this 306-nucleotide messenger RNA. Lineage: Eukaryota; Metazoa; Arthropoda; Insecta; Coleoptera; Chrysomelidae. The record is from the annotation of a GenBank genome assembly.
AUGGAUCCUUCCUUAGAUUUAGUAGUGCAGUGUACGAUCUCGACGCGCUCUGAAGACAUCCGACCUUUUGACGCACUAUUAAGUGUUAGUUCUGGAUUUUAUUAUAGAAGAUUCGGGACGAGCAACAAUUCCAUUUCACCGGUUGCCAAGGGUUCUAGAAUCACUUUUGAGCUAAUUCUGGUUGUGGUUCAAGCAAUCUGGAAGAGCAAUAGUAUAGAGAUAUUUGAGCUUUUGUGUAAAGAUGAUCGAGUAUACCUCGAAGGCUUCCAUUUCACAACUGCAUGUCACCUGAAAACAUUGCGAUGA